This is a messenger RNA of Bacidia gigantensis, 690 nucleotides long. RefSeq lists its product as uncharacterized. Gene Ontology annotation, biological process: regulation of endocytosis. Lineage: Eukaryota; Fungi; Ascomycota; Lecanoromycetes; Lecanorales; Ramalinaceae. The record is from RefSeq and is a predicted model, not a curated record. The coding region runs from base 1 to 690 and encodes 229 amino acids. Gene Ontology annotation, cellular component: endosome. The transcript has 2 exons. Gene Ontology annotation, molecular function: GTP binding; GTPase activity.
AUGAGCCAACCUUGGGACUACAUAGCCAAGUUGGUCUGCAUCGGCGAUUCCGCCACCGGCAAAAGCUCUCUUACAGUCCGCUUAUGUGAAGGGCGCUUCUCCGCCCAACACGAUGUUACAAUUGGCGUCGAGUUUGGCUCUCGUGUUGUCAAUGUUGGGCCGAGCAACAGCUCCCCAACUUCUCCAGAAGGUUCUGACCCCAAGGGGAAGAAAAUGAAGCUCUCGUUGUGGGACACGGCAGGGCAAGAAACAUACAAAUCUGUCACAAGAUCUUAUUUCAGGGGUGCUUCCGGAGCGUUGUUAGUCUUCGAUGUCACUCGGCGGCCUACAUUUCUGCAUGCCAUAGAUUGGCUGAGCGACCUGAGACAAAUAGCCGAUGAUGGUAUUGUCAUUGUGCUCGUGGGUAACAAAAGUGAUCUUGCGACGUCACAAGCUCUCGGGGGCGAGAACAAGCGAGCCGUCACUUUUCAAGAAGCGGAGGACUGGUGCAGAACAAAUAAUGUAUUGAAGUACGUGGAGACAUCGGCGAAGAGUGGGGAAGGGGUUGAAGCGGCGUUUCUUGACGUUGCGCAGCGGAUCUAUGAAGGAAUCGAGCAGGGCAAAUAUGAUCUUGAGGAUCGGAGGAGUGGAGUCAGAGGACCAGGGGGGCUCCCAGGCGCAAGAGAGAAGAGGAUGUGUCUAGCAUUAUGA